This is a messenger RNA of Gymnodraco acuticeps, 6163 nucleotides long. Its product is annotated as potassium voltage-gated channel subfamily H member 7-like. Lineage: Eukaryota; Metazoa; Chordata; Actinopteri; Perciformes; Bathydraconidae. Gene Ontology annotation, biological process: membrane repolarization during action potential; potassium ion transmembrane transport. The coding region runs from base 432 to 3995 and encodes 1187 amino acids. Gene Ontology annotation, molecular function: inward rectifier potassium channel activity. The record is from RefSeq and is a predicted model, not a curated record. Gene Ontology annotation, cellular component: membrane. The transcript has 17 exons.
CAUCCAUGUGGGUUUCUCCCCUUCACAGUGUCGGUGUUGCUCUCCGGUGUGUCAGCCUCAGCCAUUGGCUUCAGAGACCUCCCUCCGUAACAACACAGACGCACAGCGCGCACAGUGCUUUCGAGGAGCGACGGUGAGAUGUUGGAGAAACUGCGGUCUACCGACUCCUUUCUUUCCAUCGGCGAGGAGCGCAGGGAAGCCUCUGCGAUGCGCUCAAGCGGGCACGCGUCGGAGUUGAAAUAAGGGAAACACGGGGGGUCUUAAACAAAAAGAGAGAGGGGGCGAUAUUCUUGCGAGGAUGACUGACUGGUGACAAAGAAAACGGGGAGCCCUUCUGGCUUGGGUUGUCUUCCGCUAGAACUUGACGGAAGGCGUUUUGGGGGACCGGCUUGGAAGAUUUGUUUAUCAUCAUAUUUAUUGGAGGGGGAACCAUGCCUGUCAGGAGGGGUCAUGUUGCGCCGCAAAAUACGUUUUUGGGAGUAAUAAUUCGCAAAUUCGAAGGACAAAAUAAGAAAUUCAUCAUAGCCAAUGCCCGGGUGCAGAACUGUGCUAUCAUCUACUGUAAUGACGGCUUCUGCGAGAUGACAGGCUUCUCCAGGGCGGACGUCAUGCAGAAGCCGUGCACCUGUGACUUCCUGCAUGGAGAGUUCACCACCCGGCACUCGCAGGCUCAGGUAGCCCAGGCUCUCAUGGGAUCAGAGGAGCGCAAGGUAGAGAUCACCUACCACCGCAAGGAUGGUUCUAACUUCCUGUGCGCCACACAUAUCAUCCCCGUGAAGAACGAGGAAGGCGUGGUCAUGAUGUUCAUCCUGAACUUCGACUACGUCCUGGAGGAAGGCAGCAGCGACUCUCUGGAGAAACUCAACCACACCACGCCAUCCAAAGCUGACCACCGGAAAGGGAGAUUCUUUCGCUUCCGUUUCCCGGGCUUACCUCUCCUUGGCAUCAACAAGCAGUCCCUGCCCCAGGAAGACCCCGACGCUGUCAUGGUGGACUCCCCUCGCCACAGCGACGGCUCGGUGGCCACGCGCGACUACCAGCUUCCCACCACCCGCGAGAGCUGCAGCCCCUCCUACGCCAACGACACCCGCGCCCUCAUCGGCCCCAGCCAUUGCUCCACCCCUGUGUCCGGGCCCUUGGACCACUCGUCGCCCAAGGGCCCCUGGGACCGGACGUACCCCGACUGCUCCAUAAGGCAGACCCAACACCAGAUCAAGGAGGUUGUCGCUGCUCCUUCAAUCCCAGGACUCACUCAAACCGCCUCCAGGGAGAGAGUGUGCAGUAUUCGCAGAGCCUCCUCCGUACACGACAUGGAAGGAUUCGGGUCUAACUCCAAGAUGGCGUUCAGGGACAGACACGCCAGUGAAGACAAUGGUCGCAAUAUUAAAGGGCCGCUGAGCCAGAUCAAAUCCAGCCUGCUGGGCUCCACCUCCGACUCCAACCUCAACAGGUACAGCACCAUCAACAAGAUCCCCCUCAUCACGCUCAACUUCUCCGAGGCCAACAACGAGAAGAAGUGCCCCUCCCCUCCGUCCUCGGAGAAUACCAUCAUCGCCCCGAAGGUCAAAGACCGCACACACAAUGUCACCGACAAGGUCACGCAGGUUCUGUCUCUGGGCGCAGACGUGCUGCCGGAGUAUAAGCUCCAAACCCCCCGGAUGGACCACUGGACCAUCCUGCACUACAGCCCCUUCAAAGCAGUGUGGGACUGGCUCAUCCUGCUGCUGGUCAUCUACACGGCCAUCUUCACGCCAUACUCCGCAGCCUUCCUCCUCAACGACAUCGAGGAGCAGAGGAGGCGGGAGUGCGGCUACUCUUGCUCCCCCCUCAACGUGGUGGAUCUGAUCGUGGACAUCAUGUUCAUCGUGGACAUCCUCAUAAACUUCAGGACCACGUACGUCAACGCCAACGAGGAAGUAGUCAGCCACCCGGCCAAGAUCGCCAUCCACUACUUCAAAGGAUGGUUCCUCAUAGACAUGGUGGCCGCCAUCCCCUUCGACCUGCUGAUCUUCGGCUCUGGAUCGGACGAGACCACCACUCUGAUCGGCCUGCUAAAGACGGCCCGCCUCCUGCGGCUGGUGCGAGUGGCGCGUAAGCUGGACCGGUACUCAGAGUACGGAGCUGCCGUGCUCAUGCUGCUCAUGUGCAUCUUUGCCCUCAUCGCCCAUUGGCUGGCCUGCAUCUGGUACGCCAUUGGAAACGUGGAGAAGCCUUACCUGGAGCACAAGAUUGGCUGGCUGGACAACCUGGGGGUGUCCAUAGGGAAGAAAUACAACUACAGUGACCCCAGCUCAGGCCCCUCCAUCAAAGAUAAGUACGUCACCGCUCUCUACUUCACCUUCAGCAGUCUGACAAGCGUGGGCUUUGGGAACGUCUCCCCCAACACCAACUCUGAGAAGAUCUUCUCCAUCUGCGUCAUGCUCAUCGGAUCUCUAAUGUACGCCAGCAUCUUUGGGAACGUGUCCGCCAUCAUCCAGAGGUUGUACUCAGGUACGGCCAGGUAUCACCUGCAGAUGCUACGCGUCAAAGAAUUCAUCCGCUUCCACCAGAUCCCAAACCCCCUGAGGCAGAGGCUGGAGGAGUACUUCCAACACGCCUGGACAUACACCAACGGCAUCGACAUGAACAUGGUCCUGAAGGGUUUCCCAGAGUGCCUGCAGGCCGAUAUCUGCCUCCACCUCAACAAGAACCUCCUGGAGGGCUGUAAGGCGUUCCACGGAGCCACAAAGGGCUGCCUCCGGGCCCUGGCCAUGAGGUUCAAGACCACCCAUGCCCCCCCUGGAGACACCCUUGUCCACAGUGGAGAUGUGCUUACUGCGCUUUACUUUGUGUCCCGCGGCUCCAUCGAAAUCCUCAAAGAUGACGUUGUGGUGGCCAUCCUAGGUAAGAACGACAUUUUUGGCGAGAUGAUCCAUCUGUUCUCCAAGUCGGGGAAAUCCUGUGCAGACGUGCGGGCGCUGAGCUACUGCGACCUCCACACCAUCCAGAGGGAGGAGAUCCUGGAGGUGCUCGACAUGUAUCCAGAGUUCGCAGACCAAUUCCUCAAAAACCUGGAGCUGACCUUUGACCUCCGUGAUGAAAAGGCGACAGGCCUCCAAGCAGCUAACUCUAAUAUGGAGGACAACGAGUGUCGGAGACGAGUGUCCUACAAGAGGAAAAGCUCCACAGGCUCCCACAACAAGGAGCCAGCAGCCACCUACUGCGACACCAAGCAAGGGAGGAAGAUCUACGCCCCCCCAGCAGCCGGGGAGAGGAGAGAGUCCGCCGGGGAGGACGAGGAAGGCAGGGAGGAAGAGGAGGAGCAGAGGCCCUUGUGUUCUGGUGUACUGGGCUACCCGGUGGUUAGGGACCACAGCGCGGCCCUCGGAGGGCUGAGUGCAGAAGCACAGGCUGCAGACAACACGCAGACCCAGGCGUAUAAAGAGCUCCACACAGAGGAGUGGGUGCGUCCCGUCGAGGAGUCCGCCCCGUGUCGGGAGGUGGCAGCGGGGGAGGAGGACAGCGACACAGACCUCACCUACGGAGAGGUGGAGCAACGGCUGGACCUGCUGCAGCAGCACCUCAACAGACUGGAGUCCCAGAUGACCUCAGACAUCCAGGCCAUCCUGCACCUCCUCCAGAGGCAGACCACGUCCGGGCCCCCCGCCUACAGCACCGUCACCUCCAGCCCCGAGUACCAGAGGCCGGCCAUCAGGGUGCAGCCGGUGUCGGCCCUGCAGGCGGAGUUCAGCCUGGACCCUGCUCCGCCCCGGCCUCAGAGCCCGGAGAAGACCCCGAACAGAUCCACAGACGGCUCCCCGGUGCUCCUGCGACCCAACGCUCUUCCAGACGGGGGCGUGGCCUCCCUGCUGGAGACAGACUGGGCCUCGGAGCAGAGACACACACAGGACAGCUCCGUGGAGCCCCCCCCCCCACCAGAGGCUGCCGUCAGGCCGACAAGCCUCCCUGCCCGAAGCGGGCUCAGCACCGUCAGCACUGCAGCGGCCUGCGUCUGACCCGGGGCUCCCAGGAAACUAGCCCCCCCCCCCCCACCUCUCCUCUCAAGCUUGUCUCAGGGUCUAAGAAAGAGACUGUAUAUGCAAAGGCAACUGUAGACUUUCUUCCAUUACUUUUACGGACUCUCUCGCCCCUCUCUGAUUUAAAUGUAUAAAGACUAUUUAUACAGAGGUAUUUAUAUUAUUACCACGUGUAAAGUCAUCAUCCGACGUGUACAUACUUUAUAGAACACUGCCAGCAACACGAGGCACCUGAUGUGCUUUUUCUAAAACUGAUAUGCAUGUUUUACGUUCUGACGGUUGCUUUUCUUCCUGUGGCAUGUUCCUCACUCUACUCUCUCCAGGACCUCUGUAGCUGUCACCUCUCUUUUCUAACGCCCCCCCCCCCCCACAGGGAAUCAGCUACAUGAAAAUCUUCCCGAGGCAUUUCCACAAGCUCUGAUCUUUCUAUCAGCAAAUUCCAAAACGUCCACGCAGAGAUCUGCCGCUAUAUUUAGCAUGCCUGAUUCCACCACAACGGAUAACAAGCACUGAGAAUACACAGCGCAGUGUGUGAGGCUGCGCUGACAUCCCACAACCACACGUCAGUCUUUGAGAGCAAUAACGAUCUCAUAUCUCUAGAGACGAAUCCGCUCUGGAGAUCAUUUUGCACGUGAACAAAGUAAAGGGCCUCUUUCAGCUGCAGUUAUGUUCCUUCACAUGUUUCAGACAACAUAAUGAAUGCUUGAAUUAUUAGAUUGAAAAACACAUAUUUACCCUAACCACCUGAAUCCUAUCAAUAUAACAGAAGCAUGGCUGUGGGGGGUUUGCAGUUCACUCUAGACUUGUAAGGGUCAGCGGGUGUUUCUUCACAUUACUAUUAGGGCCAUUGUAUCUGGAAAUGAAAGAUAUGAAUCUGGAGAACAGAACCUUCACUUUGCAAAGCUGUGUGUUCCUUUGUUUGUUUUCAGUGAAGUAGGGACUUAAAUCUGUUAGAACAUAUUUAAACUUUCUUGCAAAUUAUUAAGAGAAAAUAUUUGAUAUUUGUAAGUGUUCUCUUGUUAAUUAACCACUUAAAACUCAGAGAAUAUCCAUGCGUUUUCUCUAUAAUGUUCUUUAUUUUUGACCCAAAGACAUUUCUCCUUCAUAUGCUAACCGACAGGAAGUGACAUCUUGAAUCUCCUUCACACCCUGAGUGAACUCUGACGAUCCCACGUGAUAGUUUUCAGUUGCAUGCUUAAGGUCUUCCAUUGUCUUCUUAAAAAGUACAAUUUCCUAGAUAAAAAACCACGAGAAAAAAAGAGAAAAUAGUUGUCCAUGUUUUCGGGCCGCCUUCCUUAGCCUUAGCUUUAAACGCCUGCUCUAGCCUUGACACACGACGGCGACCCGGUGCAACAGCGCCACAUUUAAAGGAACCACGUUAGGGUGCAUGAGGAAAAUGAAUUAGUCAUUUCCUAACCACACACUCCCACACAAGCUCAUGUAUUGCAUGGAGACGGCACUCAAUUAUAACAAGGUCUCAAACUGUUUAUGACAUUUGGAAGGAGAUUUAGAAAUAACGCUUCAACCUAUUUUUCUAAAACAAAGUUUCAUUUGCCAUUAUUUUUCUAUGACCUUAUUGUUUCCCCCGAGAUGUUGAGGGGAAGGCUUUGGAGUGCAGAAGGGAAGAAGAUGAAUGCAAUGUAGCAAGCAACACUUCAGUGACGGGCUUUAGGCUGCAUGAAACAUUCAUAUUGCACAUCAUAUCAUUUCUACUUCUUCAACGCAACUCUUUACUUUGUUGAAAAACCCGGGGAAACCUUAUUUAAGAAAAGAGAAACCACACGGAUGCUCCAGCAGGGUGUCCUCCAUCUUUCUUUCUCGAGCACAGAUGUAGAACAAAAGUUGCUGACGCCUAUCGACUCCACGCGUCCUGAACACUUUUCCAUGGGAUUUGCUAACUUUUGCACAGAUUAGAAAACUUGCUGUACUGGAUAACAAUGUCCCUUUUGAAAUACUUAGUGCUGUUCACAAUUGUUUUUAUGCAUUUUUUUAAAUGUUUGCCACUGUAUUUUAUACAAUGCAACACUUAACAGCUCAUUUGAAUGUUUCUGUUCUUAACUAUAUUUAAAUAAAUGAAAUAUAUCAUGUAAAUAGACUGGGAAAAAAAAUGCGCAAUUGUAUAAAUGAAUAAACAGAAUGCAUACCGA